AUUUAUUUAACUGGUGGUUUUGAUAGAGAAGGCAGCAUUGACCUCAGCUUUUGUUUUCUUUCAGAUCUCCAUCUCUCUCUCUCUCUCUCAAAGUCGUAUGCAUUACUAUAUAAGAAACCACGCAUUCAUCUAGCUCAUUACUCAUCACCUACUACUGCUACCACUCCUGUUUGUUUGUAAUCUCCAUCAAUUCAUCACCCUUUGUUCUGUUCUAGCUUCUUCAUCAUCUCUUUCUUUUGAUCUUUAUCAUCCUCUCUGCUUCAGUUCGUUUCUUCAUUUGGGGUAUUAAUUUCUUCUUCCAAAUAUUUUUUCCUUCUGAUCAGCUUCCUCUAGAAGAUAUAUAAUAUAUAUAUAUAUAUAUAUAUGUGUAUUUAGUUCUUGAAUUUUGAUUGAUUGUUGAAACUGGAUCACUCGAUCUUUCUUAUUCCUUAAAACUACCUUUAAAAAAGCUUCACAAGCAUGUAAUUGUUUUCCCAUUAAUUUUCACACUCGAAUAUUUAUCAAAAAAAAAAAAAAAAAAAGUCUUGUUCUCAAGAUUCAUCGAAUCAUUAAUCAAAUAGUUAGUGAUUAGACUGGCGAGGUUUUUACCUGUUACUUAGAAAUACACCUAUAAAAACCUUCCAAUCAUGUAAAUUAGUUCCAUCUUUCUUUAUUUACUCUCUUUCACUAGAGACAUUUACCCAAAAAAAAAAAACGCUUUGUGUUUAUUGUUCUACGUAUUCCCUCUAUCGAUUCCUAUUAGAUUGUUAGGAGGAAAAAAAACAACAGAAAAAUGCCUGAAUUUGAUAUGAACGGAAUUGGGAAUGGGAACGGUUUGCCGACGCCACCGGCAACCCCUGGAACACCAACGCCAUUGAUGUCAUCGCUGAGAGUUGACUCAUUGUCAUACGAAAGGGAGAGGAAGUCCAUGCCACGGUGCAAAUGUUUCCCAGUUGAAUCAUGGACUCCCAGCCAUAUGUGUGUCACCGACUUCGCAGCACCCGACGUUUCUCUUGCCAGGAAGCUAGGAGCAGAGUUCGUAGGGACCUUCAUUUUGAUGUUUGCAGCAUCGGCCGGACCUAUUUUAAACCAGAAGUACGACGGCGCUGAGACUCUCAUAGGAAAUGCAGCUUGUGCUGGACUAGCUGUUAUGGUACUGAUAUUAUCCACUGGUCACAUAUCAGGGGCACAUUUCAAUCCUUCCCUCACCAUCGCUUUCGCAACUUUCAGACAUUUCCCAUGGACUCAAGUUCCUGCUUACAUAUUAGCUCAGGUCUCUGCAUCAAUAUGUGCCUCUUUUGCCCUCAAGGGUGUUUUUCACCCAUACAUGUCUGGUGGUGUUACUAUCCCUUCUGACACUCUUGGUCAAGCCUUUGCGCUUGAGUUUAUUAUCACCUUCAUUCUCAUGUUUGUUGUCACGGCUGUUGCCACCGAUACUCGAGCGGUUGGAGAACUGGCAGGAAUAGCAGUCGGGGCAACCGUCAUGCUGAACAUUCUAAUCUCUGGACCAGCAAGUGGUGGAUCAAUGAAUCCUGUAAGGACACUGGGUCCAGCGGUGGCAUCAGGUAACUACAAGGCCCUCUGGGUAUAUAUGGUAGCACCAACACUAGGUGCACUUGCAGGGUCAGGCAUCUAUACCCUCGUCAAGCUCCAAGAUGGAGAGGGUGACCCACCUCGCCCAGUUAGAAGCUUCCGUCGCUAGUCUCCAGUCGAGUUUCAUUCUGACCGUCCAAAUAAGUGUUUUACUGUGUACAUGUGUGUGCUUUUGUUUUCUAGUCUCGUACAUUAAUAGCAUCUGCUACCGCUACGAGCUAAGUGUGCAUUAUUGUUAUUCUCCCCUAUAUCGACAUAGACGUGUGUGAUAGAGAUAAAAAGAAGAAAAAAAUGAAAAAAAAAAAAAAAUUGAAGUCGAUUUGCCAUCUCCCAGUACUACUAAACUACAGUGAGCAACAGUAGCAGGAGUAUAAUCAUAGGCAGCCGGGCGAAAAAAAAAACUAUAUACUAUGUAAUAAACAAAAUACUGCAACUGAUAUUAUGUGUGGAUUACUGCGGUGUGUGAGUUUCCCGAAUAAAAAUGUUUUCAAGUGUUAUUACUGUUGUCUGUACUGUAAGGAUUCUGGAUUGUAAUUGUUUGAAAGUUGUAACCCACCACUUAUAUAUGUGGUCUUGAGUUUCAACUGUUUACGUUUACUACUUUUAUAUAUAAAGGUUUUCUGUUUGUGUGUUA
Messenger RNA from Papaver somniferum (opium poppy), 2206 nucleotides. RefSeq names its product probable aquaporin NIP5-1. Lineage: Eukaryota; Viridiplantae; Streptophyta; Magnoliopsida; Ranunculales; Papaveraceae. Gene Ontology annotation, biological process: transmembrane transport. Gene Ontology annotation, cellular component: membrane. The record is from RefSeq and is a predicted model, not a curated record. Gene Ontology annotation, molecular function: channel activity. The transcript is spliced from 4 exons. The coding region runs from base 773 to 1681 and encodes 302 amino acids.